This is a messenger RNA of Myripristis murdjan (pinecone soldierfish), 1026 nucleotides long. It is a transcript of the gene gpbar1, whose product is annotated as G protein-coupled bile acid receptor 1. Gene Ontology annotation, molecular function: G protein-coupled bile acid receptor activity. The coding region runs from base 1 to 1026 and encodes 341 amino acids. The transcript has a single exon. The record is from RefSeq and is a predicted model, not a curated record. Gene Ontology annotation, cellular component: plasma membrane. Gene Ontology annotation, biological process: G protein-coupled receptor signaling pathway. NCBI's taxonomy places the organism in Eukaryota, Metazoa, Chordata, Actinopteri, Holocentriformes, Holocentridae.
AUGGACGGCAACGAGUCCCAAGCUCUGCUGUCCAAGGAACAGCUCAUCUACGCCAUCACCGUCCCGCUGUCCACCUCCAUCAUCCUGGCCAACCUCGUCAUCAUCUUGGCCAUCGCCUGCAACAGGCAGCUCCACAACACGCCCAACUACUUCUUCCUCAGCCUGUUGGUGGCCGAUCUGUGCACGGGCGUGGCUCUCCCUUUCAUACCGUGGAUGGGUCUGAACCGGGAGUUAAGCUUUAGCUCCUGUCUUGUGGUUCACGUCUUCCCAAACUUCCUGUUCCUGGCCUUUCUUUUCAACCUGGUGAUGGUCCACUACGAGCGCUACAUAUGCAUCGUCAGCCCCUUGCAUUACAGCAGCUUGUGGAUGCAUCGUAGUUUUCCGUUGGCAUUGCUCGUUGUGUGGACGCCACCGCUGCUUUAUGCGUCCCUACCUGCUUUUGGGUGGAAUAACUGGACAGGGCCGGACUGGAAUGGCUGUUGUGCAGAUAGCAGAGGGACAACGCCUCUUGGGAACUGCUCAAGAAAUGGAACCGCUUGCUGCUCGUACCAGCGAGUUUUCCCCAACGCUUUCAUCUACUUGGAGGUGUACGGGCUCGUCUUACCUGCUAUUCUUACCAUCGCCGGCAUGACAGGCCGCGUUCUGUGGAUCACCCGAGGCCAGCUGAAAGACAUUUGCCGUCUCCAUCGCUCGGUGGAGAGGGGAAGUCAAGCGUCAGACCGGGAACAGAGGCUGAACCUGCGAUACACUCGCUGCGUGGUGGCCGUGUCGCUGACCUUUCUCGCUUGCUGGGUUCCCUACCUCAUUUACAUGCACGUCUGCGUGGCGUUCUUACUGGGCGAGACCAAAUGGGGCUCCACCACGCUCAUCGUGCUGUCCUGCAUCGGCAUCGGAAGCAUGGCCGUCGUGCCGCUGGUGCUCGGCCUUGCCAACCGGCAAUACACCGAGCCCGCGAACAAACUUCUCCAAAAACUCAGAGACCGGUGGAGACGGAGGAUGCAGGAAUCAGAGGAGAUUUCACUCUAA